Molecule: messenger RNA, 1561 nt
Organism: Amoebophrya sp. A120
Lineage: Eukaryota; Dinophyceae; Syndiniales; Amoebophryaceae
Source: the annotation of a GenBank genome assembly
AGUAUAUCAAGGACAGUAGUACAGAACCCAGCACUACGUACAGAGGUUUGCUUUUCAACUUGGCUCUCCCAGUAAACCAUGACAGUGUCGUCGUUUGUCAAGGCCAGACUGCCCUCGUCCGGGGCGGCGACCACACGAGGAAGGUUUCUGGUUCGCCAAGGAUCGCAAGCCCGCUCAGCUCAGUCAUGCGCAGCAGAAGCGCUUUCACGAUGCAGUGCAACACCGUCACCGCGUGGUCUACUCGUCCACCGAUCUUUCGCAACCGCGGCUGCCAUGCCCCUGAAGGGCACGGUGGUUCGGGAGUCGCACGAACGACAUGGAGGCAAGAUGGUCGACUUUGCCGGCUACGCUUUGCCUGUGCAAUACGCCGGGGAGGGCAACAAGCAAGCGCUUUCCAUCGUUGACAGUGUGAAGUGGACGAGGACGAAAUGCAGUCUGUUUGACGUAAGCCACAUGUGCUCGAUCAAGUGGUUUGGAAAAGACGCGGCCAAGUUUUUGGAGACCGUAACCGUGGCGGAUGUGCAGGCCAUGCCGAACAUGAAGGGCGGCCUGAGUCUCCUGACGCUGCCGUCGGGCGGCAUUCUAGACGAUACCAUGUUGACCAGGGUAGAUGAGAGCGCAGAGAGUAGUAGUCCCAACUAUAUCUACCAAGUAGUCAAUGCUGGGUGCGCGACGAAAGAUUUGGCGCAUCUGGAGAUGCAGCUCGCAGCCUUUGUGAAAAAGGAAUCUGCGGACUGCGCGAUGGAAGUACACUGGGACGACCGAGGCCUAUUUGCCCUGCAAGGACCAGCGGCUGCCGCAACUCUUGAAAAAUUGUCGGGCCAAUCCCUGCAGAGCUUGCCCUUCGGAGCAGCAGUGUGGCUCCCGCUCUGCGGAGAAAAGUGCUUCGUCACCAGAGCCGGGUAAAGAGUGACUUUAUGAAACUACAUAUGACUAAGUACUUUUACUGGACCUCUAUCACGGACACUGCAUCAAAGUACCAGAAGCCCUUUCCAACAAAAAUUUCAGGUACACGGGCGAGGAUGGGUUCGAGAUUUUUGCACCGGGAAAAACCGUCGCGGCCAACGUUUGGGACCAGCUGGUCGAAGCUGAAGAUGUGCGCCUCGCCGGUCUCGGGGUCCGCGACGCCCUCCGGCUGGAGGCAGGCUUGUGCUUGUACGGCCACGAUCUGGAUGAGUCUACCACCCCGAUCGAGGCUAGUCUCGCGUGGACUAUAGCGAAAAGCCGCAGAAUCGGGGACCGCGCAAACUUUCUCGGGAGCGACGUGAUUCUUGACCAACUGAACAACAAGACCGAUAAAAAAAGAAGAAUCGGCUUGCUCGUCGAAGGACCGGUGCCCGCACGGGAGGGCAUGGCCUUGGUGACGGACGCAGGGGAAAAAAUCGGGACCGUCACAAGCGGGCGGGAGAGCCCGAUUCUGAACCAAAAGAUCGCGAUGGGCUACCUGGACAAGCCGUUUAACAAAGUAGGCACGAAGGUGAAAGUGCAGAUCCGAAGCAAGAAGGCCGACGCGACCGUGGUGAAGAUGCCCUUUGUCCCCACGAAGUACUACAAGCCGUGA